Aegilops tauschii subsp. strangulata is the source of this 4431-nucleotide messenger RNA. The record is from RefSeq and is a predicted model, not a curated record. NCBI's taxonomy places the organism in Eukaryota, Viridiplantae, Streptophyta, Magnoliopsida, Poales, Poaceae.
AUGGCGCCUGUGGUGAGUGCUGCACUGGGCGCAUUGGGCCCCGUGCUGGUGAAGCUCACCACGUUGCUCACCGAUGAGUGUUACCGCCUGAAAGGGGUCCGGCGUGAGAUCCGCUCCCUCAGAUCAGAGCUGACCAGCAUGCAUGCUGCGCUCCAGAGUUACAGCAUGCUAGAAGAUCCCAGUGUCCAAGUGAAGGCAUGGAUAUCGGUGGUGAGGGAGCUGGCCUACGAGUACGACACCGAGGAUUGGAUCGACAGGUUCAUUCAUCGCCUCGGCCUUGGCGGGCAACAGGGCGGCAUCAACGAGUUCUUCCGCGGCACUGUUCGCCGUCUAAAGACACCUCGAUCUCGGCGCCGAGUAGCCAACCAAAUUGGCAAUCUGAAGGCUCGUGUCAUGGAAGUGCAAGAGCAGAAGAAUCGUUACAAGCUGGAUGAUAUUCCUCGUGCCACCUCUGGCCAUGUUGCUGUGGAUCCUCUGCUGUCUGCUCUUUUUGCCGAGGAGGCACACCUUGUGGGUGUUGAAGGUCCCAGAGAUGAUCUUGCCAGGUGGAUGGGGGAAGAAGGAAACGGCUCGACCGAGCAUCAUCGCAGGGCGCUGUCUAUUGUUGGGUUUGGAGGACUGGGAAAGACAACACUGGCGAAUGAGGUACAUCGCAAGAUUCGGGGCCAUUUUCGUUGUCGUGCUUUUGUAUCAGUCUCGCAAAAUCCAGAUGCAAAGAAGAUUAUCAAGGAUGUCAUCUCCCAAGUGAUCUCUCAAGUAACUUGCCAGGAUGGUUUCACAGAAGAUAUCAACAUUUGGGAUGAAAACAAAUCCAUAGCAAAGCUAAGAGAACUGCUACAAGAUAAGAGCUAUCUCGUCAUCAUUGAUGAUAUAUGGUCUAUACCGGCAUGGGAUGCUAUUAAGUUUGCUUUUCCAGAGAAUAAAUGUUCUAGCAAAAUUAUAGCUACUACACUCAUUGUCAAUGUGGCAAGGUCAUGUUGCUCAGGUGGUGAUGACCGCAUCUAUCAAAUGGAACCUCUGAGUGAUAUUCACUCCAAAUAUUUGUUUUCUGCAAGAAUAUUUGGUUCUUGGAACUGCUGCCCUGAUAUGUUCAAGGAAAUCUCAAAUGAAAUUUUGAAGAAGUGUGGAGGGCUUCCAUUGGCAAUUAUCAGUGUAUCUAGUUUGUUGGCAAACAGAGCAACUGUCAAAGAAGAGUGGGAGAGAGUAAAAAGGUCUAUUGGUUCUGCACCGGAGAGAGGCAAGAGUUUGGAGGGAAUGAAUAGCAUAUUGUCCCUUAGUUACAGUGAUCUCCCACCAAAUCUCAAGACUUGCUUGCUGUAUUUGAGUCACUUUCCUGAGGACUCUGUGAUUGAGAGAGAACGGUUAGUGAGGCGAUGGAUAGCAGAAGGCUUUAUCUCUGAAGAGCGUGGACAGAGCCAGCAAGAGGUUGCGGAGAGCUGUUUUUACGAGCUUAUCAACAAAAGCAUGGUCCAACCGGUGGACGUUGGCUAUGAUGGUAAGGCUCGUGGAUGUCGAGUCCAUGACAUGAUGCUCGAACUCCUCCUAUCAAAAUCCAUGGAAGAGAAUUUCAUCGCUGUGGUAAACGGUGGGCAAACAGUCUGGGAAAAUUCCCAUUGUUACAUUCGGCGACUCUCGAUACAGCAUACUGAUCAUGAGCUUGCAUCUAUGUUGACAAAUAAAGAUCUGCGCCAUGUUCGUUCGUUCACAGUAACAUGCUCAGGUUGCCUCGAACAUUUGCCUAGUCUUGAUGAGUUUGAAACUCUGCGUGUACUGGAUUUUGAAGGAUGCAACAGUUUGGAAGGGUAUGAUAUAAACGGUAUGACAUGGAUAUCAAAGCUACCACCAGAGGUUGUGAUGCUACAUGAGCUAGAGACACUAGAUAUCAGGGAUACAUAUAUACAAGAGUUGCCUGCUGGAAUUGCUCGACUAGUUAAACUACAGCAUCUACUCGCUACCAGACAUACUAUUCAUGGGAAAAUAAGGAUACCAAAUGGAAUUGGAAAUAUGAGGAACUUAAGAAAGAUCUCAGGGUUUAAUGUGACCAUGAGUUCAGUUAGUGCAGUGGAGGAGCUGGGGAACCUGACAAGUUUGGAUCAACUCCAUGUAGCGCUGAAUAAUGGAGGAUUGGAUCAUUACAAGAGACAUGAAGAGGCGUUACUCUCCACACUACGCAAGCUUGGCACCUGCAAACUCCAGACUCUAUGGAUAUACAGUGAUAAUGCAACUCCCCUCGAGUUCUUAGAUUCUUGGUGCCCUCUACCAUCUUCCCUCCAAAGAUUCCAGAUGAGCACCUACUACUAUUAUUUUUCAAGAACUCCGACAUGGAUCACGCAAGCACUCGCCAGUCUAGCUUUUCUAGACAUCAGUUUAACUCAAGUAACAGAGGAGGACCUGCGCAUCCUUGGGAAGCUGCAUGCUCUGCUUUUUAAAAAAAAAGGACUAUGGCUGGAAUCAGACCCAAAGGAAAGGAUCACAAUCCAAGGAUUUUCAUGUCUGAGGGAGUUUGUCCUAGUUUGCAGAGAACGUACAGGCCAGGCGUAUGUUACGUUCGUGAAAGGGGCUAUGCCGAAGCUUGAGAAGCUCAGGCUGCCAUUCCAUGUGUCGAUGGCGACAACCUGUGGCUUCUACUUUGGCAUCGAGCAUCUCCCAUGUCUGAGAGAUGUAGUGGUAUAUCUCUACAAGGAGGGUGCUGGAUACUCUGAAAUCAGGGCUGCGGCAGCUGUAAUCAGGAAUGAAGCACCAACCCUCCCAGAGAUUAUCAUCUGUUGCUCGCUUUCCUGUAACGUCAUCCUGUACGGCCACGGCAUCGAGGGGCUUGGUUUCUUCCAUCUUGAGGUCCCAGAUCUUCCCCCGCCCACCCCCUCCCUUCAGGCGAUCGUUACGGUGGUCGACGGGGUGGCAUCCCCGGAGAUGAUUGAGGCCGAGCUCAACCACCUCUACCGUCGCCAGUGGGACUGGGCGGUCACUCCCACGGCCGGCCACAUCUUCACCGUGAUCUUCCCCGACACCGUCAGUUACGGCUACGCCACUUGUAGUGGCCGGAUCACCCUCGCCCUCAACCAGCUUGUCGUCGACAUCACCGAGCCGGUCCUCGACGCCCCUGCGGUGGCUGUUCUGGAUACCGCCUGGCUCCUUGUGGGUGGUCUCCCCGACAUCGCCCGGUCAGAGCUCGUCAUCCGCCAGAUGUCCAGGACUCUCCCUCCGCAAGGAGGAGGAGGUCCGGGUCAAGGUCAAGUGCUUAGACUCCUCCAAGCUCCACGUCACCGUCCGUGUUUUCUUCAACGACCAGGGCUACGACCUCCGCAUCGCCCCCGAGCUCCCCAACCACGUCGGUCGCCCCCGCUUCACCGACGAUGGGCCUCCUGGCGGCAACCCGGGGCCGGUGGGGACUACCACGGCCGACACCGCCCCCGCUCCCGCCGGUCGGAGGACGGGGAGGGUUCGGAUGACUCGCCCUCCCGGUCGCAGUCCCGAUCACCUUCGCCUCCGGCCGAUGGGGGGCAUGGGCGCCAGGCCGUGCCGGGUCCCCUCCUCGGUCCGGUGGCCGAGUCCCCUGCCGCCAGCGAUGCCUCCAGCGUGGGCUUGGUCGUCUGCCCCGCCUCCUCACCACGCUCCCCUGUCUCCACCGCUCCAGACGGGCCGGUCCUGGACAUGGUUCUCCUCCCUACAGGGUCGGUGAUCCAGGACCCGCCCUCACCGCUCGCCGGGGGCGUGGUGGCCGCCCCUGCUCCCUCCCCCGGCGCCGCUCCCGACGUCGCCCCGUCGGCCGCCCUGCCGCCUCCGGCCGCGGCCCCCCUGCUGUCCCCGGCCCCGCCUAUGGCCCGGACGGCUCUCGUCACCGACUCUGCUCCACCACCAUCAUCCCCGACACCGAUGCCAUCGCCGUCUUCCACUCCGACCCCGGCUCUUCAGCUACUCCCCGCUGCGGUCUCUGGCCUGGACGGGGAGUCCCAGGUGACCACCCCCCUGGCUGCCCCGCCUCCGCCUCCACGCGUCGUGGCCUUCCCUCGGCGCGCCGGUUCGGCCUCCUCUCCGGCGACUGCUUCUCGCCGGAGUGCUCGGUUGGACGCGGCGCGCCCGGAGGAUUGCCCGGCGCUACCCAUCCGCGAGCGGGCAGAGCUUCGUGCCGCUGCACGGAACCUGGAGCCAGGUACCCCUUCAGUCCCCCCCUCGGCAGCUACUUGUUCCUUCUCUGCUCUCGAGUCGGUGCCGCUUGGAAACCUUGUGAAGAUCGCCACCGACUCCGCGAUCAUCUUUAGGGGGGAGGUCGGCCCCCCCUUAGCCCAGAUCGAGGCCAUUAGGGCCCGCGAGAUCCUCGACGGGAGGCUGGCUGCGGCUAGAGCAGCCCUACUCUUGCCCCCCGACUCGUCGUCCGAGUCGGCGGAACUUAUGCCGCCCCCUCCUCGGAGGAUUGGUGGAAUUCCCCCCUGA